AUGUGUUCAUCCAAACACCCGCUCUCUAAAGCUCGCAAGACACAAGUCUUACUCUCGGUGAUUUCGUGGCCGUGCGCGCUUGCCGCCGUCUUUGCGACGUGUCAUAGCCCUCAAGCAUGGAUCGAGCUCAUUGCAAUCACGAUUUCCGGCACCACACCUGUAUUUAUGCUCUCCAGGUAUCGCAAAUCAGGAAGCCAAUCUCAUUCGCUCCUCGAAAUCGCUACUGAUAGCUUGGUCGCCCUACUCUUGCUCGGCGUAUACAUUUCCGGCAUCAUCAUUCUUAGUUCUCAGGAGAUCGGCGCAUGGGGAGAUCGCCAAAACUACAAGCUUGCCCGUGGUAUUCCACAGGUCUACUCCAACCUUUCAUGCCUCCUCCUAAGUUUGUUAUAUUUGCGCACCUUUGCUCAAGGUUCCUUCCAUCAAUGGAUAAAGCCCAUACUCAAAGCCCGCCGUAUUAAUUACACCCUUUGCCCAGCCUGUGACCAAUCCGCGGAUGCCACUAUGACUCAAAACCCGGAUAUCGACGUCACUGCGGCGGAACAGGAAAGACCUUCUGUCUCGGGUGAUAGUCUCCAGGUUUUGUACACUGAUGAUAUCGAGUCCCAGCCGUUGCUACCUGAGAGCUCCUUGGCCGUGGAGGGUAAGCAGACUACUGGCAUCGUGAUCAAUAACUGA
This is a messenger RNA of Penicillium expansum, 675 nucleotides long. RefSeq lists its product as uncharacterized. Lineage: Eukaryota; Fungi; Ascomycota; Eurotiomycetes; Eurotiales; Aspergillaceae. Bases 1 to 675 code for a protein of 224 amino acids. The transcript is spliced from 3 exons. The record is from RefSeq and is a predicted model, not a curated record.